AUGGUCAAGCAGACGAAAGGAAAGGUUACAAAACUUCAGGUUUGUUUGCACAAACCCACCAAGGAAUCCGUCUUAGGAAUUGGCUUUUGUCGUGAAGACGAAGAUGACGAUUUGACCAUUUCGGGAAUUGCCGAAGACGGUUUGGUCUUUCAACAGACCCAACUCAAGCCAGGCCUCAAGAUGCUUCAAAUCAAUGGUUUGGAUGUCCAAAAGGCAGAUCCCGUUGAAAUUGCCACCAUUCUCAAAGAAGCACCUCCUGGAAACAUUACCUUUUUGGUCAAAGGCCAAGGAUUGGAACACGUCAAGGACGCUGUGUCUUAUCAAACAGGUCUCACCUUUCGUGAAGUCCAAGGCGUCAAGGGAAUCAUGAUUGCAGGCAUUGAAAACGAGAGCAUGUUUGCCUACAACGAAUUGGAAGUUGGAUCCCUCUUGCAAUCCAUCAAUGUCGAAGUCAAACCGACCACUUCCGAAGGAGCCAUGCGAGCCAUGGACGUGGCCUUGCCAGGAAAGGUUACCGUCAAGGCCGAACGCAUGGUCCAAACCAACUUGGGCAUCUGGGCGGAUCGUCGCCAUAAGCCAGAACAGCAGCCAGUGGAAGAAAAAAAGACUCAAGAAAUGACGGUCCAAAAGGUGGGCGUGGGUCAAUACAUGGACAGCCAAUUGGUACUGGACGGUGCAGAAGAAGACAUGACAGAAACCGUGGUCAAACCCACGGCGGAUGCCGACAUGGGACUUAUUUUUGAACAACGCGGCAGGGAUGUCAUCAUUUCCAAAAUUGUCGGGGGAACACCCUUUUCGUACUCACCCAUUCAACCUGGAAUGAGAUUGGAAUCCAUUACUUACACCAACGAAGUCGCUACUGCCAAGGAUGCCGCCUUCACUCUGGAUCGAUUGACCAUGAUUGAUGGUGUCGAAAUGGCAUUGGACGCCGAAGCCUUUGUGGCCACCACCCACAAGACCUUCCAAUGGACGUCGACUGGACUCAAAUUGAUGGAUUCGGACGAUGGUGUCAUUAUUCACGAGAUUCCACAUGGAUCCCAUUUUGACAAGACGGAUCUAAAGGUGGGAAUGAAGAUUCUUUCCGUCAAUGGACGGCCUUGUCCAUUCACAGCCUACCAAGUGGUGGAUCAAAUCAAAAAGGCAACUGGCAAAAUCAAAAUUGUCGCCCAGUUUCCGCUAUCGUAUGUAGAGGUCUACAAGCAAGCAAAAGCAAGAGAACGCGAAAUUGAAACGCACAAAGAUGCCUUUUUCUUGUGCGGUGAAACUCCAUCGCUAUUUUCGGGCUAA
Molecule: messenger RNA, 1287 nt
Organism: Cylindrotheca closterium
Lineage: Eukaryota; Bacillariophyta; Bacillariophyceae; Bacillariales; Bacillariaceae
Source: the annotation of a GenBank genome assembly